UUAUGUUUUCCCCCCUUCUGACCUUCUCUCUCUCCGGUUCCGCUUCCGCUUCCGCUUCCCAUCUUUUUUUUGUUUUGUUUUCCUCUGCACUUUCUUGUUUGUUUUCCUUCAAAUCUCUCGGCUAUUUGGGUUUUUCCUGUACCCUUUCUUUGACGGUGGGUUGUUCUAUAUGAACCACUCUCUCCAAUUCCUCUCAUUCCUGCUUACAUAAACAGAGAUUCUAGAGAGAGAGAGAGAGAGAGAGAGAGAGAGAGAGAGAGAGAAUUCAGGACUAUGGACGGAAAGAAGCAAAUGGGUUCAUCUUCCUCCUUCACUACUGAUCUUUUCGGUUCGACGGAGUCCUCUGCUUCGUCGUCGUCGGGUAUUUUCGGGUCUAUUUUCGCGCCUUCGUCCAAGGUAUUUGGGAGGGAGUCUCUGCGCUCUGAGGCUGUUGGGAUGAAGCAAGACUCUGCAAAUCAGGUUUGGAACCCCAAACCAGGAUCUCAAGAAAAGGUCCCUUGGAGCAGUGGAGGAGAAUAUCAGAAUGUACCUAACAAGGACUCAAAUCCUUACUAUCAAGAACAAAGAGUACAACCGUGUCACCUCAGCUCAUCAAUAUAUUAUGGGGGUCAAGACGUCUAUUCUCAUCCGCAGAAAACUCAGCCCUCUGGGUACUCAACGGUCAAUAAUGAAGGGGGAGAAGAUGAUUUGGGCAUUGCUUCAAGAGGAAAUUGGUGGCAAGGGUCUCUAUAUUACUAAGAGCCAACCACCUUUGGCAUGUGAAUUUACCCUACAUUAUACUUAGGAAAUAAAAUACCUAGGACAUCAGUUUAUCCCACCUUGUAUAUGUGGGACGAUAGAGACGGAUAGUAGCAGUCGUUGCAGAUUGCCGUUUGUUGCUUCCCGCGGCGAAACAGCAAAACAAUCGCAUAUAGUCUAGUUAUGUGUACCCCUUGUAUUUUUCUCUUCUGCUUUUCCGCCAUCUUCCUAGUGUAUAGUAUAGUUAAAAUCGCGACAAAUCAUAUGUUCGAUUGUAAAGGAUGUUCGUUUAGUAUAACUUAUUUGUGCUGUCAA
Messenger RNA from Rhododendron vialii, 1053 nucleotides. RefSeq lists its product as uncharacterized. The transcript is spliced from 6 exons. Lineage: Eukaryota; Viridiplantae; Streptophyta; Magnoliopsida; Ericales; Ericaceae. Bases 274 to 738 code for a protein of 154 amino acids. The record is from RefSeq and is a predicted model, not a curated record.